This is a messenger RNA of Maniola jurtina (meadow brown), 1420 nucleotides long. It is a transcript of the gene Der-1, whose product is annotated as derlin-1. The coding region runs from base 209 to 958 and encodes 249 amino acids. The transcript has 5 exons. Gene Ontology annotation, cellular component: Hrd1p ubiquitin ligase ERAD-L complex; endoplasmic reticulum membrane. The record is from RefSeq and is a predicted model, not a curated record. Lineage: Eukaryota; Metazoa; Arthropoda; Insecta; Lepidoptera; Nymphalidae. Gene Ontology annotation, molecular function: ubiquitin-specific protease binding; misfolded protein binding. Gene Ontology annotation, biological process: endoplasmic reticulum unfolded protein response.
AGAAUCUGUGAAGUGUGAUGAGAAUAACGAGAAUUUAGAAUAUAUUUUUGUGUGCGUUGCGUUCACCGAGGGUGCAUCGAGGUUUCUACAAAUUACUUGAAGACACGUAUACUUGCCGGAUUUAUUGACUCAUUUGUUAUUGUUCUUUGAAAUCCUCGUUACAUUGUGAAACAGUUCAUUGCGACAGUUUUACUGUGAGAGCAACAAAAUGUCUGAAUUUAAAGAUUGGUUUAACAGUAUUCCAUUCUUCACUAGAUACUGGUUGGCUUGUACGAUAGGUUUAAGUCUUAUCGGACGGUUUGGGUUGCUCAAUAAUGCUUACUUUAUUUUGGACUACUACCCAUUCAUACACCAGUUUCAGAUAUGGAGACCACUCACAGCUCUAUUCUACUACCCAAUUACUCCAGGCACUGGUUUCCACUUCCUGAUAAACUGCUACUUCCUGUACCAGUACUCCCAGAGGCUAGAGAUGAGCAUAUUUGCUGGCAAGCCUGCUGAUUACUUCUACAUGCUCUUGUUUAAUUGGGUUUGCUGUGUAAUCGUUGGAUUGAUGGUUAAUUUGAUUGUAUUAAUGGACCCCAUGGUGCUAUCAGUGCUGUACGUAUGGUGCCAACUCAACAAGGAUGUCAUUGUGUCAUUCUGGUUUGGCAGCCGUUUUAAGGCCAUGUAUCUGCCCUGGGUCCUUUUGGCAUUCAACCUUGUGAUUAGUGGAGGUGGAGUGGUGGAGCUAUUGGGUAUCAUGAUUGGCCACAUCUGUUUCUUCCUGCUGUUCAAAUACCCUCAGGAGUUUGGAGGACCAGCUCUUCUUACACCACCUGCUUUUCUUAAACGUAUCUUCCCGGACACGCGGUACGUUGGCGGAUUUGGCACAGCGCCUCAAGCGAGAGUACCCACGGGUGGUGGCGCUGUGUUCGGUGGUCACAACUGGGGCCGCGGACACACGCUCGGCGGCAACUGAGAUGUGUACCCAAAGUGGACUUAAUGUGUAUAUGAACUUGGACUUAUGACAGUGCAGUGCUGUUGAUACUGUGCUCUGUAGACCCCAGCUGCCCUAGCACGACCAGCAAGGCUGUGUUAAGACAUCCCACAUUGUGGCUAAUUCUGUUGUGCACAUAUUAUAUUGUACAUACCAUGAUCAAUUUGCUGACUUUUUUCAUCAUGGUAUGUACCCAAUAUCUACCAUUAAAUAGCUUAAAAUCAUCUGUUGUGCACAAUGUCUAAAAUAAUAGGUCUAAACAUAUUGCUAUCCCUUUCAUAAAGAUUGCUGCAGAAAAGGAUAGCACUAGAUUUAGACCAUAGAGUAUUUUAGGGAUUCUGUACAACAGAAUUAGUCACAUUGUUAUUUGUAUCCUAUUAAUUACGAGAUUGAGAUCUCUUAAAUGAAUUUUAAAGUUUAAAGUGUGGCUCAUAAAAGUCACAG